UGGGUGUGUGUGUGAAGUGCUUUAGGCGUUGGGGCAUGUGAGUGUGUGUGUGGACCCUUUGGUUGGGGUGCAUAUGUGUGUAAAGCUCUGUGCGUGUGUAUAUUAAGUGCUUUGCUUAUUGGGCAGAUGCGUGAAGCGCUUCUGAUCUCUGGGUUGCAUGUGUGAAGUACUUUGGUCGUUGGGUGCAUGUGUGUAAAGGCUGUUGUGGUGUGUGGAGUGCUUGGUUGUCGGGGUGGGCGUUGUGUGUCUGUGGGUGUAAAGAGCUUUUGGGGUUGGAUGCGGAUAGGUGAAGUGGCUCAUUUGUUAGUAUGUGGGUAUGAAGUGGUUUGGUUGGUGAGGGGUUCAUGUGUAGUCCUUAGGUUGUGUAAGUGUGUGUGUGCAUGCGUGCGUGCGUGUGUGAGAGGGAAGCGCUAUGUUUGCUGGGUGCAUACGUGUUACAUGCGUGAGUAGCUGCUUUCCUCUUACCCCAGUUAAACCCCGACAGAUGCUUAAAUGCUGAUACAUGGAAAAUGAAUUUCGGAGCAAACCAUCUUCCCAGGCAGGGACCCUGGAUCCUCUAACACCCAGCAAUGAAAUGAAAACCCCAAGAAGGAGUUACCACCCCACUCAUAGAGGAAGACACCAGUGCAGAGAGAGGUUGGAUCACUCACCAAAGCCACACAGGACGUGGCAGAGCUGGAAUGUGAACCCAGGGUCAUCUCAGGCUGGCUGCAUGCCUCAGCUGAAGAUCCCAGCUCCUGUCAAUGCCACCUCUCCGCUUGACUGUCUCCUUCCAGACUCGAGCAGGUAUGAGCUGGGAAGAAUGCAGGCAGGGCAUGCCCGUGUGCCAGUUCUGCACAGCUGGAGAGAUGAGGCAAGACGUGGAGGAGAAGCCGGGGAUUGUCUGGAAGUCUAAGGGUGUUGUUUGCCCCUUGGGCUGCAGAAGAUGCAUGCCAGGACCUGGGGUGGCACCACCAGGAAGCAACAGAGAGGAGAUAAAACUCACAGCAGACAGAUUUGCCUUAACAACAACUGUCUUGAAUUAAAACACGCUUUUCAAGAAAACAAAUAUCAGUUCAAUCAGCAAAUAGCAGAGAAGUUUCUCAUCAUAAAGGCAAAGAAGGGCCCAGUUGCUGACCAGUGUAAGAGCUUCAGAAGAGGAGAGGGGAGAUGAGAUGGCCAGAAGGAGCAAGAGCACCAUACAUCCCUGGACAACCUCAUUCUAAUGGGUCAGGAACUGGGACGUGCAUUUUGGAGUGCAGGAGAAGUGGCAACUCACAAAUGCUAGAUUUUCUUCUAGAGAUGACCAAGCUGUAGUUCUCAAAGCAGUGGCACUAGGACAGAAAACUCUCACACUUUGACAUGCACACACAGCCCCUGGGGAUCUCGUUAACAUGUAGAUUCUGAUUCCGUAGGUCGGGCUGAAAUUCUGCAUUUCCAACAAGCUCCUAGAUGAGGUCCAUUUUGCUGGUCCAUGAAUCACACUUAGGAUAAGUAGCAAGGCAUAGGAGGAUACUGACUUUGCUCAGUGAUGCUUGUGCUUCCCUCCAAACUAAAAUAAAACAAAAGCAGAUAUCAAUGGCCCAAUUCAA
This is a messenger RNA of Macaca mulatta (Rhesus monkey), 1571 nucleotides long. The record is from RefSeq and is a predicted model, not a curated record. Lineage: Eukaryota; Metazoa; Chordata; Mammalia; Primates; Cercopithecidae.